Molecule: messenger RNA, 1833 nt
Organism: Yarrowia lipolytica CLIB122
Lineage: Eukaryota; Fungi; Ascomycota; Dipodascomycetes; Dipodascales
Molecular function (GO): protein binding
Source: RefSeq, a predicted model, not a curated record
AUGUCAACACUCGAAGAGCUCAAAGUACUACGCAAAAAGUUGUCUGACGCGCUCAAACGCAGCCAGGAUGAAGCCAAGACGCAAAAAAUCAAAGAAAACCUUGCCAAGGUGUACAAGAACAUGGCGUCCAAGGUGGCACCUACAGACUUCACCAAAGCCAUUGAAUACUCCAAGUACGUCAUUGAUCUGAUGCCGACACAAAGCCCAGGGUACCUGACAAUAGGCAAAAUUUUGCAGGAGAACAACAAGGAUGACGCUGCUUUGAAGAUGUACCAGAUAGGGCUCAAACGGUGUCCUGAGGACGACAAGUUGAGACAUGUUCUCAAGAGUCAGAUGGAAGUGGUUCAGAGGAGAUUGGAUAGCAGUUUUAAGCAGGAGAAACCGACACAGACGACCCAGAGGACUUCAAAAUCGUCACUGACGGAAACAGGGAGUCUUACCGAAGUAACGCCAAAGACAUGCAUAGAUCCUAUGACCACUUUACCUGCAGAGGUGGUGGAAAACAUCUUCACGCAUGUGCCGUUCCGCACCGUUGUGAGAAGCAUGCGUGUAUCUAAGACAUGGCAGACGACCAUCGAGAGCAUGCGUCAUGUUUGGAACAGCCGGAUCAACUUCUCUGCUGCUCCCAAGGACCGUCCUGUGUCCGUCAAGGCUAUGGAACGGUACUUCAAGCUGGCCACCAAGGCAUCCCCCACAACUGACUUGGACGAGCUCAAACACGCCAAAAACAACAUCCGUGUCAUUAACUUACUAGGCAUGCAUUCAAAGUCGCAGGAGUACGCCAUCAAUCAAUGGCUGGGGGCUUUCUGGUUCUCCAUCGAAAGGAUUAAUUUAUCUUUGGACGGGAUCAACACCAUCAAAUUUGCAUCUCACCUGAAGAAGCGAGCUGAAUUGAUUCCUGAACACCGAGCUUCGCCAUCGGAUACCAUCACACAUCUCAAGCUGUUCUCAAGCUCUACCAAUGUAGAUGCUCUUGUCAGAAACAUCAUCACGUGUAUGCCUAAACUUAUAUCCUUGGAAGUUAUCAACAAUCACAACCAGAAAACGCUCAACGUGGUCACCCCAGAGCCCUUCAAGGCUCCUCUCCCACUUUCCCAUCUGAGAGUAGAAGAUAAUACCAUUCCUCCUCGACUAGGGGCAACCUUUGCUCCUAACGCAUACAAAGAGAUCGCCAGCAUCGUCGAACACUGUUCAGACACACUGACAGGUCUAUCACUGUCGGCCAUUCCUAUCGAAUACACAAGGCCGUUAUCAAAGCUGACACAUCUGGAAUUGGCAACAAGUAACCAUCUGAUGGAGAUCCGCUACCUUCCCAACUUCAUGGCCAAGCUGCAACACGUGAAGCUUGACAACCAUCAUACCCCGCAUUUCCUUAACUCGUUGAACAAAUCAACAUCCCUGCAUCAGCUAAAAUCUCUGCAUUUGGACCUCCUUGGACCUCUGAAGCUUGGAUCUACCCUUGUUCCUUCCCGAGUCCAUGAUCUGUUCAACCUGUCUCUACCCAGUCUCGAAACACUGAGCUUUACAAACUACAUGUCUAACAUUGUUCCUGGCUGGUUUGAGCUGCUCACAGACCGUCUACCCACCCUCGUUCACCUUGAUCUGACAAACUGCAAGCUUGGAGACAUUGAGAUGAACGCUCUCACCAAAAGGAACAAGCUAACCAACCUGGAGUUCAUUGGAUUGAAAGAUACACAGGUGACUGGACCUUCUUUAAUUGCUCUGGCUAAACGCAAAGUCGGUAUGGACGUCACUGGCCUGGAUAUGCGAACAGACACUUUCAGGUGGUUGGCUUAUGAGAGUGGAGUCACUGUGAAGAACGACCAGAAGUAG